Messenger RNA from Penicillium egyptiacum, 2775 nucleotides. The record is from the annotation of a GenBank genome assembly. Lineage: Eukaryota; Fungi; Ascomycota; Eurotiomycetes; Eurotiales; Aspergillaceae.
AUGGCCUCAAUUCCCACCCACUCACCCCAUUCCUCAGCUCUGGCCCCGGGAAGCGCUGCAACGACGGCCGCCUCAACACCCCCGCGGAAACAGGCAUUGUACUCCUCGGAGACCUCCUCGAAUCUGAUCGUCUCGGACUCUCCCGUCCACUAUUCAUCUUUCUCCAGCUCCGACAGCGACGAACCACUCCCGCACUCGACCGAGGUCACCGAUGAAGAUGUCGCCGGCGACGUUGUGGGGGUUAGCAUCGGGCGCGAGCAGAGCCGCAUGAAGGCCCGAGCGACCCCCAUGGAAGAGAAGAAUCGGGUGCUGGAACACCAGGGGUCAUAUUUCACGACUAUACCGGAUCAUAUAGGCGAGGAUGGUCUGUUUGCGUCGGAAAUCACAGCCGAGCCAGAGUCAGUGGAGCCCCCGGUCGAAAAUGCACCAUCACCAUCACCAUCACCGCGCGAACGAAGGUCCGGACAUAAGCCUAGGGCAUCAUACCCCUCCGCGCAGUAUAAAGAGCCCGAGCCCGGACACCUUGCGCAUGGCCCCCGCAGCGAUCUGUUUGCUGCGGCUCCUGAAAAACCCGGGUCGAAAGAUACAACCGUGAGUCAGCGGUCUGGCUUUGUCGGGGCCUUACUGAAGAACUCAUUGCCUCGGCGACCGCGCGCCUGGUCUGGCGAGCUGAAGAGAUUCCUGCCUGACCUGACCUCUUUGAGGAAACGGCCUUCUCUCCCGUUUCGUGGCCCCAAUGGUCAAAACCGAGUCCGCAGCCAAACAGUAGCCCCCGCAGCUGAAGACAAUUCGGGAUUGCCGAAAAGAACUUCAUCGCUGGUCCUGCCUUCGCCACCGUCACCUCUUGAACCAAGCGGCUCUAGCAUUGACGAUGACGCAGAAGCCGCUCAGCCGAUACCUGAGCUGCGCUCACCAGAUGAAACCUCGGCCGCAAAACAUUCCUUCAUAAGGAGGCCUAGUUCAGCGAUGCCCGGUCGACCGCCAAGUUUGCGGAGGUCCUCGUCGGAUCAAUCGCUGUAUCUGCGUGCGUCGUCAACGGCUUCUUCCCUAGAGCAGCGACCAUUGUAUGAGAAUGUACAUUCUCAGGUAAACAGUCGGUUCAAGGCAAUCAAGGAUAGUCUCCAAGACUCGAGUAGCAGGCUGCUCAGCAUGCCUAAUCUCCAUCUGCAGGAUAUCCGCAAUGACUGGGGCUCUCGUCCGUUCUUGCUAGAGCUUGGGAAUGGUUCAUCAAGUAACAGCAACGGUGUGUGCGGUACUACCAAAGCGGAACAAGCACCGCGGGCUGCGACCCCGCCGGUAACUCCGCGGAACAAUUCCAACAUAACACAUCCAAUCUUGGAAGAAGCAAUGGCAGAUCUCACGGGCGAUGUCGUGAUUCUAGGAGGCUACCGAGGAUCAAUCCUCCGGUCUGCUAAGCCACCCCAUCGUCAACUUUGGGUGCCGAUGAAGGUCGGCCUGAAUCUGCGGAAAGUGGACUUGGAGGUCGGUCUAAACCCGGAGGACGAGGAACGCAUGGAGGAGACAAUCAUUCCAUCUGGGGUUCUCUCCCACGUCGGCCCGGUGGAUGUCUGUCGACGGUUGAUGAAGCGUUUGCGCAAGAGCGAAAAUGCCCUGCGUGGUGAUUUGCGCGUCCACGAUUACGGAUAUGACUGGCGUCUAAGCCCCGAGCUGCUCUCGCGCAGGCUCAUUGCCUUCCUAGAGAGUCUGCCAUGCAACCAGGAGCCUUCACCGGGGGAGCCCCGACGCGGCGCCACAGUCAUCGCGCACAGCCUGGGCGGUCUUAUAACCCGACACGCCGUCAACGAGCGACCUGAUCUUUUCGCCGGAGUCGUGUACGCAGGCGUACCACAGCACUGCGUGAAUAUCCUCGGACCACUCCGCAGCGGCGACGACGUCCUCCUCAGUUCCCGCGUGCUAACAGCCCAAGUAAACUUCACCUUCCGCACGAGCUUCGCCCUCCUCCCAGAAGACGGACACUGCUUCAUCGACAAGCGAAGCAAAAAAGAAUUCCGCAUCGACUUCUUCGACCCCAAAACCUGGGAAGACCACCGUCUCUCUCCUUGCCUAGGUCCAGCUCUCCCCGCACCGCCAACCCCAACCACCCUGGGCUUCAAAGACAUCCCCAUAAUCGGCAAGCGCUUCUCCAUGGGUCCGCGCGACGACUCCGACGAACUCCACACCCAAGACCUACACAACCUCCCGCAAGACGGACACUACAUCGCAACAGACAACACACCACAAAACCCAGCUUCAUACGCCGCAUACGCAGCGGAAAAGGCCGGAAACCCGGCCGACGGGUUAGUCGGACCGGGCGCACAACCGCGCAGCAGCGCCACAACCUCCAAAAUCGCCACGACGAGCACCAUCCCGCGCGCCGCGGCGAGGGAGUACCUGCAGCGCACGUUGGAAGACACGAAGCGGUUCAAGGCGAACCUGGCGUUCCGGCCGACACACCAUUCCGAAAACAGAUACCCGCCUGCGGCGGUGCUAUACGGGAAGACGUUGCCGACUGUGUACGGGGCGCGGGUUGUGUCGCGUGAGAGUAUUAAGCAGGUUGAUGCGUAUGAUGAUCUUGCAUUCGCGGCUGGGGAUGGGGUUUGUCUUGCUUCGGCUGCUAUGUUGCCGCCUGGGUAUAGGAUCAUUAAGGAUGGGUUGGUGAAGAGUGAUCGGGGGCAUGUUGGGUUGCUCGGGGAUCUUGAGGGGGUUGGGCAGUGUCUUAGGGCUAUUCAUCGGGGGAGAAAGGAGGGGGUUGGAUUGGGGGAGAAGGAAAUAUGA